AUGUCCAGUGUAGUAAAGGCAUUAGACGACCUGGCCGCCCAGCUCAUGGGUGUGGUCGAGUGGCUUGACAAACCCGCCACCCUCAAGCCCCAGACUGUAGCUGAUCUUCUCAAGGGCGCUGCAGCUAGCCUUACAACGUUCUCACGCGAGAUAGUAAAGCUAAACGUUAAUGUGGCUAUAUCUAACUCCCGGGGCCCUCAGGAGGCUGCCCAGCCAGCAGCCUACGGCAACAAAGGCACACGCCUAGAGUUCAGUCGCCGUCCUGCUACCAAAGGUACAGCGUCACAGGUGUCUUUCGGAUCCAGAGCUAAGAGUGUGUCCAUUCCGAUGGGUGGGUUCGCAGACGAAGACACGGACCAGUCACCGUCCACUCCCACUCAGUCUGUGCGCACUGGAGGAGGCGUGAACACUCCCUCGAGCAGCCGCCCUCCCGCCAGUGCUGUCGCGUCCUCUUCCGUAGUCAUGGGAGGGUUUGCUGACGAAAGCGACUCUGACGUGCCUGCUCCCAUAAGUCCUUCGCCUGCUUCGGUCUCCCCGUCCUACACCGUGCCGGAGGGCCUGCGUCCGUUCAUAAGACUAACUGUGAACCUUCUCUAA
This is a messenger RNA of Colletotrichum higginsianum IMI 349063, 597 nucleotides long. RefSeq lists its product as uncharacterized. Lineage: Eukaryota; Fungi; Ascomycota; Sordariomycetes; Glomerellales; Glomerellaceae. The transcript has a single exon. Bases 1 to 597 code for a protein of 198 amino acids. The record is from RefSeq and is a predicted model, not a curated record.